Messenger RNA from Onthophagus taurus, 769 nucleotides. RefSeq lists its product as uncharacterized. The record is from RefSeq and is a predicted model, not a curated record. Lineage: Eukaryota; Metazoa; Arthropoda; Insecta; Coleoptera; Scarabaeidae.
GGGGAUAGAAAAUUGAUGUAUUGAUGUCAAUUUAAUGUCAUUUAAUAGUGUUUUUGUACAAAUUACUUUUUUUUAUAAAAUAAGAUUUUGAAGGUGAAAUAAGAUGAAAUCGAAAUCGAAAAUAGUACAACCAAAAAUCGAUGAAUCUCUCCCUCAAGUUGAUAAUGAUAAUGCUGAUAUAGAAGUGCAACCAACAUCGAAAUACGAAAAGAAACUAAUUGAGUUUAUUAAAAGCGGCCAAGCUGAUAGAGCUAAAUUUGAAUAUAUUCAUAUUGAAGGUAGAACACCAAAGCUAAAAACAGAAGAUUUAGAAGGUGAUAUAUCACAAGGUGAAUGUAAUUUAUACGACACCGAAAAGUUGUGUACUCUUUUUAAGCAAUUACUAGAAAUAGAUUCAAAAAUGGAAGAUAUGCAAGCGAAAAAAUCUCGCGUUGAUUUAGCAUCUCUUCCGACAAGACAAUAUUUGGACCAAACAGUAGUUCCGAUUUUACUUCAAGCGUUAUCAUAUUUGGCAAAAGAAAGGCCUCCAGAACCGAUAAAUGCCUUAGCGGCUUACCUAUUAAAACAUAAACAAGUGUUUGAUCCAUCGCCAGAUCAAUCUCCGAAAGAUGGAAGUGAUAAAAAGGACAAGGAUAAUUUACAACAACAACCUACUCAACAACAAACGUCCUAAACUUAAGGCUAUUUAUUAUUAAUUUUUUAAACAUAGAAGAAACACAUGGUAUUUUCUCUUCUAAUUUAGAAUAAUAAACAAAUUAUUGUAAUUAAA